This is a messenger RNA of Heterocephalus glaber (naked mole-rat), 2571 nucleotides long. RefSeq names its product neuropeptide Y receptor Y5 (gene Npy5r). Gene Ontology annotation, cellular component: neuron projection; plasma membrane. Gene Ontology annotation, molecular function: neuropeptide binding; pancreatic polypeptide receptor activity; peptide YY receptor activity. Gene Ontology annotation, biological process: G protein-coupled receptor signaling pathway; chemical synaptic transmission. Lineage: Eukaryota; Metazoa; Chordata; Mammalia; Rodentia; Bathyergidae. The record is from RefSeq and is a predicted model, not a curated record.
AUUCAAUUUUAAAUUAAAAGGUAAACAGUUAACAUUUAUUUUUAAAAGGACCAACAGCACUUCUGUCUGUGGUUGCCCUAAUUAAUGAUAACCUAGCAUAACUCCAAGGACCAAGAUUGAUCAUUGAAUGAUUUUAACAUCCAGCAUUGUAUUCACAUAAUGACUGUACAGCUUGAUAAACAUUUAUUUAAUGCCCACUACGUACACCUAGUUUGUGAGAUAGUGUCCUACACAUGAGAAGCUUAAAUCUGAACACUGCCUAAACUAGGUCCUAUUUCGGUUGCUACAAUUUUGUUUGAACAUUCAUUCUCUUCUAAAUAUUUAUCUGACACUGACAGUGGUGAAGUUACCAUACAUUAUUAUGAUGGAUACCAUGGUGAGUAAGGGAUAGGUAAAGAUUCUAGGCAGUUUAAAAUUGCAAUGUAGAACAUACAACAUCAGACAGCUAUAAUCACAGUAUUAUGGGAGUUCAGAAGAGGAUAUCACAUCCUUUGGUAGAUCAGGAAAUACUUUAGGACAGGUGACUUUUAAGUUUGUCCUUGGUACCUGGUAUCAUGUAAAAAAGAAAGGAAUUUUAAGGAAAGAUUAUGUAAUGAUACUGUGUACUGGGUAUAUUGACCAGAGAAUAAUAGUAAUGAGCUACUAUAAAUAAUGUAUCUUAAAGUUAUUACCUACAUUUGCUUUUUACUUUCCUUACAUUAUUUAUUUUGCACAAAUUAACACAGCAUAGAAAACUGAUGAUGGGUUUCACUUUCCUAUAAUUGCUGCCCACUGAAUUUGCACUGCACUUGGAAUCAAGUAAAGGCCUCACUAACCUGUCUUAGGAAAUUAAAAAGGUAAUGGGAACAAAUCAUACAACUUAGUUUCCUUCUGAGUGGAUUGAGUUAUACUGGCCAUGUACUUUAUUUCAAGUUGCUAAUGAAUGUCUUUUUAUUCCAGGCAAGACUCUUAAUAUGGAUUUGGAGCUCAAAGAAUAUUAUAACAAGACACUUGCCACAGAAAAUAAUACUGCUGCCACUCGAAAUUCUGAUUUCCCAGUCUGGGAUGACUACAGAAGCAGCGUAGAUGACUUACAGUAUUUUCUGAUUGGGCUCUAUACAUUUGUAAGUCUUCUUGGUUUUAUGGGGAAUCUACUUAUUUUAAUGGCUCUCACAAAAAAGCGUAAUCAGAAGACUACAGUCAACUUUCUCAUAGGAAAUUUGGCCUUCUCCGAUAUCUUGGUUGUGCUCUUUUGCUCACCGUUCACACUGACCUCUGUCUUGUUGGAUCAGUGGAUGUUUGGCAAGGCCAUGUGCCAUAUUAUGCCUUUCCUUCAAUGUGUGUCCGUUCUGGUUUCAACUUUAAUUUUAAUAUCAAUUGCCAUUGUCAGGUAUCAUAUGAUAAAGCAUCCUAUCUCUAACAAUUUAACCGCCAACCAUGGGUACUUCCUUAUAGCUACUGUCUGGACAUUAGGUUUUGCAAUUUGUUCUCCCCUUCCAGUGUUUCACAGUCUUGUGGAACUUCAGGAAACAUUUGGUUCAGCGUUGCUGAGCAGCAGGUAUUUAUGUGUUGAGUCAUGGCCAUCUGAUUCAUACAGAAUUGCUUUUACUAUUUCUUUAUUGCUGGUUCAGUAUAUUCUACCCUUAGUUUGUCUAACUGUAAGUCAUACCAGUGUCUGCAGGAGCAUAAGUUGUGGAUUGUCCAACAAAGAAAACAGACUGGAAGAAAAUGAGAUGAUCAACUUAACUCUUCACCCAUCCAAAAAGAGUGGGAAUCGGGUGAAAAUCUCCAACAGCCAUAAAUGGAGUUAUUCUUUCAUCAGAAAACACAGAAGAAGGUAUAGCAAGAAGACAGCCUGUGUGUUGCCUGCUCCAGCAAGACCUUCCCAGGAGAACCAUUCGAGAGCACUUCCAGAAAAUUUUGGCUCUGUGAGAAGUCAGCCCUCUUCUUCUAGUAAAUUCAUGCCAGGGGUCCCAACUUGCUUUGAGAUAAAACCUGAGGAGAAUUCAGAUGCUCAUGAAAUGAGAGUGAAACGUUCCAUCACAAGAAUAAAAAAGAGAUCUCGAAGCGUUUUCUACCGAUUGACCAUACUCAUAUUAGUGUUUGCUGUUAGUUGGAUGCCACUACACCUUUUCCAUGUGGUAACUGAUUUCAAUGAUAACCUUAUUUCGAACAGGCAUUUCAAGUUGGUAUAUUGCAUUUGUCAUUUGUUAGGUAUGAUGUCCUGUUGUCUCAAUCCAAUUCUAUAUGGAUUUCUUAACAAUGGGAUCAAAGCUGACUUAAUGUCCCUCAUACACUGUCUUCAUUUGUCAUAAUUUUCACUGUUUACCAAAGAAAGAACAAAUGUUGAGAUCUUGUAAAACAUAUUUAUGAUAAUGAUGUAUAUAUAAUAGAAUAAAUUUUGUCAAGAAACGGAACCUAAUUUAUGUGAUAGAGCUCUGUAUUUGAAUGUCAGUUCAUAAUAUCUGGAAGAUAAUUUUAAUGUGUUAUAACAUGAUUAAUUCAUUUAGUUGUACAGAGUCAGUGUCUAUCCAAUUUGUAAUUUCAUUUUAAAAAGUAGUUACAUUAUCUUCUAUUUCAUGUCAUCGGUAA